This is a messenger RNA of Lolium perenne, 1802 nucleotides long. NCBI's taxonomy places the organism in Eukaryota, Viridiplantae, Streptophyta, Magnoliopsida, Poales, Poaceae. The record is from RefSeq and is a predicted model, not a curated record.
AGCCGUUUCCUGAACUUCCCGUGGAUCAGUUGAGAUUGCCCUCAAUCUUCUCAUUAAUUACCCUCUAAUGCCAUCAUGGCGACCCUGCUGCCAUGGCCUCUCUUCUGCGGCUCUGCCCUAUCUCGUCUCGCUAGGGUAGCUCCACCGCCGACAGCGACGCGUCUCCGCAUCCAGCGCAAGAGCCGCCGCCGCCUGUCCCCGUCCUCUCCGCCGUUCUAAUCGACCCCGCCGCCGACGACCUCGACCCAUCCACCUCCCCCUCCUGUUCGUUUGCAUCUCCAAGGAGGUCUUCCACUCUUCCAGCGACGCCGGCGGCGACCAGAAGGGCCAGCAGGUCCUCGCCGACGACUAAGGUUAGCUCAGGCGCUCCUCGAGUCUCACUUUACCCCGCGCCUCUCCUCUCCCGACCUGCCCAAGCUCCAGUCCACCGCGGCUAUGCCCUAGAGCUUCGCCGUCGUCCUCAUGCCCGCAUCGCCGCCACUGCCGUCUCCGCCGCGUCCUUACUGUCCCCACGCAAUCCGCCCCUGCUCGUUGAGAUUCUUCACAAAUUCACAGAGGGCUCCUCAGCAUGUCUUGGGCGGCAAUCGAGAAUGAUCCUGGUGUUUUUACCGAGCUGUUGCAACAAAUGCAGUUGAAGGGUCUCCAAGUUGAUGAACUCUACUCACUUGAUCUUGAUGCCCUCAAGGAUCUUCAGCCAAUUUAUGGGCUUAUAAUUCUGUACAAAUGGCGCCCUCCAGAGAAAGAUGAGCGUCCUGUUAUCAAGGAUUCAGUUCCAAAUCUGUUCUUUGCCAAUCAGAUAAUUAAUAGUGCAUGUGCAACGCAAGCUAUCAUUUCUGUUCUGUUGAACUCUUCUGGCAUCACCCUUAGUGAUGACCUCAGAAAGCUGAAGGAGUUCGCAAAGGACUUGCCGCCAGAGCUCAAAGGAUUGGCUAUAGUGAAUUGUGAAAGUAUCCGCAUGACCAGUAACUCAUUUGCAAGGUCAGAAGAGCCCGAGGAACAGAAAACAUCUAGCAAGGAUGAUGAUGUCUACCAUUUCAUUAGCUAUGUUCCUGUUGAUGGUGUCCUGUAUGAGCUUGAUGGACUGAAGGAAGGACCUAUUAGCCUGGGAAAAUGCCCAGGUGGUAUCGGUGAAAUGGGGUGGCUGAAGAUAGUGCAGCCUGUCAUUCAGGAACAUAUUGAUAAGUUCUCUCAGAAUGAAAUAAGGUUCAGUGUCAUGGCUAUCACAAAGAAUCGGAAGGAUAUGUACAUCGUAGAGCUCAAGGAACUUCAGAGGAAGAGGGAGAACCUCUUGUCACAAAUGGGUGAUCCUUCUGCCAAUCGCCAAAGGCCAUCUGUUGAGCGGUCACUCGCAGAGGUUGCUGCUCAGAUUGAGGCUGUGACCGAGAAGAUCAUAAUGGAGGAAGAGAAGUCAAAGAAGUGGAGGACAGAGAACAUUAGAAGGAAGCACAACUAUGUGCCUUUCUUGUUCAAUUUCCUUAAGAUCCUCGAGGAGAAGCAGCAGCUGAAGCCCCUGAUAGAGAAGGCAAAGCGGAGUUCUCACAGCCGAAACCCCAAGUGAAAUCUGCGCUGUAAAAUUUUAUCGUUCUGAUUGUUUCUUAUCGUGUAGAGAUAUGACCCUGACUGGCUUUUGUGGUCUUGUGGCUGACUGGCGUUGUUUUCUUGCCGAAUGUGAUUGUAGUUCUGGUCCUAGAUAGGACAUGCAUUUUGCAGUCUUAGUAUAUUCAGGCAAAUCUUAAUAUUUAUGCAGGGGAAUACCCUGACGUUUAUCAGAAUUAUAUGCACAUUUGAGGGUUGUUUCCCUA